This is a messenger RNA of Bactrocera tryoni, 1194 nucleotides long. RefSeq lists its product as uncharacterized. The coding region runs from base 1 to 1071 and encodes 356 amino acids. NCBI's taxonomy places the organism in Eukaryota, Metazoa, Arthropoda, Insecta, Diptera, Tephritidae. The transcript has 3 exons. The record is from RefSeq and is a predicted model, not a curated record.
AUGUGUGCGAAUUUCGACACGAGGCUUUGGUGGAGGGGCCACCAACGCACCAACAGUGUUUUGCUAUUAUUGCUGUUACUUUUGCAGCCAACGUUCAUACAAACUUUGCAUGAAAUGCUGCACGAGAAUAGUUUUGAUUAUUUAAGAAUUAAGCGCAACAACAAUUAUGCAAAUACAACGAUUAUGCCUGAACGCCAAGCAUCCAGUGAAGACAGUGGAGUGGUGCAUUACUUUCGGUUUCACGACUUUGAACCGCGUGCGCUGAGCAGCUACACUUGGAGCGCAACGACCAGCAGACCAACAGUGGAGGUGGAAAGAAAGUCAAUUAACAGUGAGGAAAGUGCUAAGGCGUUCGGCAAAACUGUACCAGAAGUGCGCAAGCCGCGUGGUAUACACUUUGAGGCGGACGGCAAGGAUCUUGCCAUCAAUCUGGAGUUUAUCAUACCGUUCCUGCGUGUACCGAUCGCGCGCAGUGUGCAAAUCACACAGGCGGCUUUUCGUAAAUUGGCCGAUUUGAAUUCGGAUACAUUGCUGCUCAGCAGUGGCUUCGCAAUUGUGGGUGCUAUUAUUGCGGUGGUUUUAAAAGCCGUGACCACGCCUACGCUAGUUGGGUAUGGUUAUAAAAAAGCCACGCGUGCUGCCGACUUCAUGGAUGACUUGAAUUUCGCCAGUUAUGCGCCGGCGGCCGAUCAGAGUGAUACAGUGACGAAAUCUAUUAUCAAGGGACACGAUAUGCUAAAUGCUUUGGAGCAUAAUCUAUAUGUAAACCAUAUGAAUGUGAGCGUUUGCGCUCAGCGCGCGAUCUGCAGUUAUGUGCAACAAGCCACCACAGGCGUACGCGCAGGAUUGGGUUCACCCACUGAUCGCAUAGUCGAUGGGCUCAUCAGUUUGGAUCUGCUGCAGAACUAUUUGAAUGGCACCGCUUUGCAAAAUGCUAUAGACACGGGUCGUGCGCACGCUGACACUAGCUGUGAGCUCAUGUAUCGCGACUGUGAAUGGCCGAAAUUGCAAAAUAAAGCUUGGGAAAUAGCAAAAAAGUUUCUGGUUAGAUAUUUUGGUAAACAGCUGUAGUGGUUUCAGUGACAACACAAUCGAGUUCUGUUUGUUGCGCUAUGCUUGUCCAAGUAAUGCUGAAAAGUUGAUGUAAUUUUUUUAUAAUCUUGAAAUAGUAUAAGAUUUUUAUACAUGUUCUUC